Molecule: messenger RNA, 1085 nt
Organism: Caenorhabditis elegans
Lineage: Eukaryota; Metazoa; Nematoda; Chromadorea; Rhabditida; Rhabditidae
Gene: srx-118
Product: 7TM GPCR serpentine receptor class x (Srx) domain-containing protein
Exons: 7
Coding region: 3-989 (328 amino acids)
Source: RefSeq, marked reviewed
AAAUGAGUUCUGUUUUGGACGAGUUUUUAUAUUCGGAAUUUUCAACUCCAAGUACCCGAACUGUAUCGGCUGUUAUGCUAAUUGUGGUCAGUAUAAUUGGCUCUAUAAUGAACGUGCUAAUUUUCAUCGCAACCUUUUUCCGGGUUACAAAACGAGAUGGGUUUCUGAAAAUUUGCUGCUUCAAUAGUUUUGGCAGCUGUAUAGUUUGCAUUGGGUAUUUGGCUUUUCCGGUUCCAAGUCUUUUACUUGAAGACCCUCCAAAUCACUGGCUAAAUGCGGCGAUGGGCCAAUUUAUAGCGUGGUUCGGGUGGAGUAUAGGCCCGCUGUCUCAAAUUUUGCUAACCGUCAAUCGAAUCAUAGCCGUCUAUUUUCCAUUGUUAUACAUGAAAAAGUAUCGGUAUAACCCUACAAAUGUCGGUAUUGGAUUUUCUUUUUUUGUUGCUUUCAUCCUUCUGGUUUCAUUUUUUCCAGAAGGCUGCCACUACCUUUUCAAUCGUGACUAUCUCGGUUGGGUCGGCGAGUUCACUCCGUGCAUUGAUAUUAUGCAAAAGACGUUUUUGGUCGUUAUGAUGACGAUUUGCGCCUUAACGACGUGUUGCAGUGUUUUGCUUUUCAUCAAGUUGAUCAUACAUUCCCCCAAUUUCCGCGUUUCAAAUGCUCAACUUGCAAAUCGCCAUAGAAAAAAUCGGAAACUAAUAAUUCAAGCAAUUGUUCAAAGCAUCCUUAUUAUAGUUGACUCACUGAACUCUACAAUAACCUAUAACCUAUUUCCAAAUUUAUUUUUUCAAUUCAUAACUCUAUCAUUUUCAAUGGUGUUUUUGAGAACUCUGGAGGGGUUCGUAGUAUUUUCCAUCAAUGAAACGAUCAAUGAAGAAGUGAAGAAAAUGCUCCGAAUGAAGAGUUCUGCAAGUAAUGUGUUCAUCGUGCCGAAGAGAUCGAUGUCCACUGGCCAGCGAAAUUAUGCUCGGCAAUCGCAGUCAAUUCCAUAGAAUUUGUCAAAAAAAAAAAACACUUUUUUGUUUUGUUUUGUUUUGUUUUCCAGUACCGAAUAAUAUUUUGAUUCAUUAAUAAAUUCUCACAGUUGA